CGCUGCCCCGACCACGCCAAAAAGGCCGGACGGCGGCGCGGGAACGUUCGGUGCGCGCCAGCCACGCUUCGGGGCAGGCCGUCAAAGAAACCUAUCGCUGCGAGAGAAGAAGCACGCGCGUGUUGCGUGGUCCCCCCGUUGUCGUUCAAGGCAGCAUAGCACUCCCCGGCAAAACCCCUACAUUCCCAAAGCACCAUCAAAACCCAUCACCAAGAUCCUCGCCGGGUAUCUUUCUCUAAUCCCAGUGAUCCGCAUCGUCUCCGCCGUCAAAAAUCCACGCACAUAUCGGCAAGCCCUCCGCCAACGCACCUCUUCACCGGUCUUGGACAUCCUAGAAGACACACUCUCUAAAAGAGCCGGAGGUUUUUUUGACAAUGGCCUUGGUAAGGAACCUGUUCUUGGCGUUGUCCCUGAUCGUGAUCGGACCUUGGGCAUCAGUGACGGCGGUGAGCGCGGGACUCUCCGAUGCACCGGCCAUCAGGCUCUGCGGAAGACGUCUUGCGGACCUCGUGUGGAUGAUCUGCAUGGACCGAGGCGGCGUACACAGCCACAUGGACCGGCGAGCCUUGAGCACGGUGAGGAGGCCGUUCGUCAUCUACAGGCCCUCUCCGCCGCGGAGGGACGGAGGCGCUCAGGGCGGAGCUGGCGACGAGGACGGUGCCACAUCGGCCGAGGCGGUCGCUACCACAACGGCGCCAGAGCCCGCUGCAAACUCUGCGAGGUACCACAGCUCUCAGGGGCAAUACUCAAAUGGAGGCAUUGUGGAAGAAUGCUGCCGCAAGCCAUGCAGCUUCUCGACACUGGCCAGUUACUGCGCCAGGCCGUCGGAUGGCUCCAGUCUGGACGCCUUUAACCUAGUCGCCUCUUCGGGCUCCUCUUCUUCAGCUUCUGCGUCGUCUUCUUCGGGUUCGUCCGAGAGCGGCAUGCAGCGCGAGCAGCAGGGACCGUCGCCUCUAAUUCAGCGCCCCGAGCCGUCGACGACCACGCCCCCUCGUGUCGUUUCGUCGUCACGACUACAGACGGCACACGAGGUCAACAGGGAACACAACGAGGUCGACAACGCCAGUCCACACAGGCGCCUCGGAGCGGGGUCGCGGCACACAACGGGCCGCGCGCUGCUUCCAAGCAUGCCAUUCCUGACGUCACCGGAGGAUGACACCCCAUUCGCCACUAGGCCGCGCAUCGGCACGUUCAGUCGGCACCGACCGUACUGGUACGUCGUGCAGGCGGCAUUCAACGAAGACGCCGAAGACGAACGCUAGGACGCCUAGGAACGUCUACGGCGGGCUUCGAAUACGGCCGACUCAGAAAAAAAAAACGACCGUGGCAAAUUUCCUGUGGAAAACCUACCUCCCAGCAAAAGGCAUCUCUUGGAGCGCCGCCUUCGUUUGGCCUCCUCCAAAGGACUCGACAGGCUGUCUGCUGCAAUCGUGUGUGUGCACUGCACCCAACUUUCAGUUCCUUGUUUAGUGCCUGUGUCCUUACGCUGAGGUUUCUGCCACUGUCCCAUGCAUGAAACGAGCUUGUAACUGAGUGCAGUGUUCAUGACUAUGGAGCAAGAGCUCAGAGAAGCAAGGACAGUAGCGUGGAGAUGCUCAGGGUGGCCUACCUGGUGGCACAUUGUUGCCCAACUGCUCUGGCAACCUUAAGCAAUGAUUGCUUACAUUCCUGUGCACCAGGUAGCGCCAGUACGCAAUAGGCCCAAAGCAGUCCACGGUAGCUUUGAUCUGAAGAGUCCAGGGAAGACAUAUCCUAGGGUGCCUAGAUGCCAGCGCUUCUUCGUACAGGGUGGUGACAGUGCCACCAUAUUGUGUCGGAGCAUGUAGGAAUGUGCUAAACUAGCGACACCAAACAACAUGACAGCACAACAUGCACACACAUGUGCCUAAGUCCACUGAUCUGGUACAGUAUGGCCACGACGCGGUCAAUGGGUGUCACCACCCUCACGACGGGAGGCGGCACUGCUGCUGACGCAUCCUAAUAUAUGCUUCUUGCACCAUAUGUCAUAUAGGCAGUGUGUGCCUGUACAUUCUAUGAACUCACUCAGGCAAAUAUUACGUCUUCUUUUAGUAUGUUUUACAUUUUGAACAUGUCUGUUGCCAAACUGGCUUACAGGGCUGAAAUGUUUUACGCCAAGACUGAGAAAGGUGACUGAGCAUGUGGGAGUGAAAGGUUCAAAAAAGCAAACUCUUCCCAGUCGACUUCAGUGACGUUGAAUUUAAUUAGCUGCAUUUCAUGGCAAGAUCUCAUACAAUAUGCACCCUGCAUUAUUGAUGUGAUGAGACUGCACUAUAUCGCGACUUACUAUCAUAUAUACAUGGCAUGAUCAUACACAUUUCAACUGUUGCUACCAUGAUUUCCAGAAAUUGCACUGUCCUUCAUUGUUCUACACAUGGGCUGGAACUCAAAUAUCAGUAUGUAAUGAAAAAUAAUUGUGGAUAUAUUGUAACAUUAUUCAUCUGAAAGCACAAAUUAGGAAUCUUGUGCACAAAAUACAACUUGCUGUCAUGUUUAAGUUUCAAAUGCUAUUUCGACAGAAAACUGUCAUGUCAUGCGAUUGCUAGCCAUAGAUAUGCAAAUGAUUAUCUCAAGCGGACAUCAUCAGUAUGCUCUCAGGAAUGUAAAUGUAGACUAAUUCUCAUCAUGUUCAUUUGCAGAAUAUUAUCUUUAUCGUUGCUAAAACAUAACGAAAUGGUUAUGUUACAGACGCAGGUGCCUCUUGAUCUGUAGCUCUGCUAACAAACCUGACACAUUUGAUCUGGCAAAGCUAUCUCGCUGUUCAAAACCUGAACUUUCGGGUGAAAGAGUAAAAACCUGAAAAUGAUGGGCCUUGUAAGAGAUAAUAAACUUUUUUUUAUUGCAGGAUAUCUUCUAAUGUUGAGACACCACAUGAAUUAAUAGUCAUGAAGUAGGUUCCACCAACAGAAACUAAAGGGCAUCCUCAACUGUGUGGCUACCACAGGCUGCAAAAAAUGCUGCUCUUCAGUUUCUGAAGUACAGAUAACUUACGUUCACUCACUGAUCAUGUUUAUCAAUGCCACUUGUGUUUCAGCCCAUGUUCAUACAGUAUGUGGAUUAUCACACAAGUCCAUAACUACUUCGUUUCCAAUGUAUGCCAACUACCACCCACAACUAGGCUUGCUUGAGUGAGUCAUAGCAGUUUAUCAUUUUCCUGUACCGUACGCAUCCCAUGUUAUUUAAGGCUCAUUAGUACAAUGCCAUCGACCAUGCCAUAAGGCUGAAAAAACGACAUGAACUGUGCAAGAUUUGAUUUCAUAUCUUGCUUCAUUUUCCACGUUGCUUGUAGCUGCCCUCUACAUAAAGCUUUUAUUGACUUCUCUGUGUAUCGUCACUGCUUUUGGCACAUGUCCGUGUCAAAUCGGAAAGCAGUCUUUUUAUCUCGCAGACAAGAAAAGCGCGUAAACCGCUCUUGGCCUGCUAUCUAGUCGAGCAGCUUCAGCCGAUAUUCUUUGGGGGAGGCCAACACACCGCUCCCUAUCGUGCCAUCCGAGUUUUAUUUAUUCAGAACUUCUAUCAUGCCAUCACCUCCCCCCGCCCUCCCAUCCAACCAUUCCUCAUUCCCCAGCACAUCUUCCCCUGCUUCGUUAUCACACGCAUUUCGCCGCUGCACAUCUAAACCGGCAUGAUGAUGUACAUAUAGAACAAUGACUCGACAUGAUCUCGCUGUAAGGCCCAUACUUAUUGUGAAGACAAUUGGAAGCCUGCCUCGGCAAGUGACUGUGUGUUGUUGAAAGUGAUUUGACUUAUGCUCACGCCAUACAUGUGUGCUGGGUUGGCUAUCGUUGAACACUCUGAGAGUCUGGGAGCAAACAUCUACUUAUUCAAAAUGGCGACAGCCUUAGCGUAUUGGGUAGACCAGUUGUUUAUGAAGUGGCAGAUACGGGUAUCUGGAAAGGAAAACGGAUGUAAACGCUAUCGUCCACCAUUCUUGGCUCGUGUUUCUCUCUUCUGUGCUAUACAAAUGGAACAUGCAUCACCGACAAGUCUAUGUUGAUCAGUUUUCUGCACUCAAGGCAUCUGAAGAUGGGAGCCGUUUUGAGCGAACAGCACUUCACAAGCAAUUGAACUUACUCUUACGUGCCAUACCAUCGCACGUGACCUGUGUUGUCCAUCAAAUGUAGAGGGUGCAAUACCACCACCAGAAAUUCACUAUAAAGCGAACUAGAGAGAACAAAAAGCAUGGCCUGUCACGUGAGUGCAAUGCAUUCCCUUUCCUCUGGAUAUUGCUAGAAAGCAGGGGAGACAAGCUGCUUACAGAUGCUAGCAAAUGCAAAGAUCGGAUUUGGCCUUUGGAUGGUCGGCUUUGGAAGUGAAGCUAGCUUCAUGGAGGCAUCGUAACAGGACAGGCUUGAUUUCUUCUGUCUCGUUCAAUAAUGAAACAAACCAACAAAUUAUUUUGAUUAAGCACUGUCUAAGCGGCACCUCACAACUUCCAAUGUGUGACCACUCUAUCAAACUAUUCUGUAUCAUUGUUACGUAAAUUUACCAUAUGUUGUCUGUAAGAUUGUUAAGAAGUUUAAUGAAAUUUAUAUCAAAUCCACAUAUUGUCCGUAAGUUUAUACGGAGAUCAUAUGGAUUUCUAGGAAUCGCAUACGGAACAUUUCAAUAGCUCUGUCGUGAGGCCCGGUGAAGGAGCCCUUUAAAUACGGGGGUGCUCCAUCAUCCGCUGUGCGGUGCUGCUACUGCUAUCCACGUGGUGCAUACUUGUUUGCAAUGUUUGCUUUCGUCUCGGAGUGGCUUGCACAGUGAGAUAAUGUCGUUGUGCGAAAGUACGCUUCGUAAGAAGCAAGGCCCCGUGCCAACUUAAUUAUCUCGUCUACUGCCUCCUGUCCUAGAGUAAAAAAAAAAAAAAAACCUGCCCAGAUAUGCCAGAUUUUUUUGUUGAUGUGCACGCUAUGUAUAAAGUGAUUCUGUUGUAAAAUAAAACAUCUUGUUUCGCA
This is a messenger RNA of Rhipicephalus sanguineus (brown dog tick), 4961 nucleotides long. RefSeq lists its product as uncharacterized. Gene Ontology annotation, molecular function: hormone activity. Lineage: Eukaryota; Metazoa; Arthropoda; Arachnida; Ixodida; Ixodidae. The transcript has 4 exons. Gene Ontology annotation, cellular component: extracellular region. The coding region runs from base 375 to 1262 and encodes 295 amino acids. The record is from RefSeq and is a predicted model, not a curated record.